Messenger RNA from Sparassis crispa, 1224 nucleotides. RefSeq lists its product as hypothetical. Gene Ontology annotation, cellular component: nucleus; Cul8-RING ubiquitin ligase complex. Gene Ontology annotation, biological process: DNA double-strand break attachment to nuclear envelope; double-strand break repair. Lineage: Eukaryota; Fungi; Basidiomycota; Agaricomycetes; Polyporales; Sparassidaceae. The coding region runs from base 1 to 1224 and encodes 407 amino acids. The record is from RefSeq and is a predicted model, not a curated record. The transcript has 7 exons.
AUGCACUACCGCGACAAGACUGGCAUGUGCGUACUCGUCCCGCACUGGUUCGACGAUACUGUACGUCUGGGAAUUCGCGGCCUUCCCACUGACGAGUGCGAAUGGCCCUACCCUCGCGUCUUCAAACCCGAGACGAGUACGGACGGCGCCGUGCUCGACGUGCCGUACCGUCUGUCUAGCGAGAAGAAGCGUUUCUACGAGACGGCGCUCGCCUCGUCGUUCGAUCGCCGACUUUCCCGUCUCUCUGCGAGCCAGCGGGACGCUCAUGAGGAGGGCAUCCGCCGUGAGGGCGAUGUCAUAGUACCCCUCAGUCUGAUCGGAUCUGGGACGCCACUCGACAUCGCGCAGGAAGAGGCCAGGCAGGUCCAGCAGGCGGACGUGCUCAUCACGCGAUACAGGGCACUUAAGGCAAAGAAGACGAUCGGCAGCAUGACGUGGCUGUGGCAUGUGCGGUCCACGGGCGCACCCUCCCGCCCUACGGACAAAUUGUUGCACUAUCCGAUACCUAAGGGCGCUCCUGAGGGAUUUGCGGAGCAUUCUAUCACUAUCACGAACUACACCGGUAAAGAUCGCGAGUAUCUCAAGAAGUUGGUCUCCACCAUGGACGGCAAGUUCACCGCAAGCAUGUCCAACACGAACACGAUCGUCAUCGCCGCAUACGUCGGCGGCACGAAGACAGCGAAAGCACUAUCCAGGUCAAUCCCCCUCGUGAACCACACCUGGCUUGAGGACGCCUUCGUGCACUGGCGCACGCCGACGCCCGCACGCGAAAAAUAUCUCUGCUUCCCGCCGGGAGUUGACUUUGGUGGCCUCCUCGAGCGCGGCGUCGGCCCGCUCGAACCACCGCCGCCUCAGUGUAGGACGGAGUCCGUCCGCGCCGCCGCACCAGAAGCAUCCGUGCAGUUCCCGACCAAACGGGGACGGCCGUCGGGCUUCGCCAAGCGCGCUGCUUCAUCCGUGUCCUUCCAGCCUCCCACAGAGGACAGCACUACUAUCACCACUGCCCCCGUGCCGGCAGCGCUGAUGCGCACGCCGUCGAGGCGCUCAGCGGCGACGAAGGCGACGGGGAAGCUGCACGAGGAGAUCAUGCCGGACGUGAUUAACUUCCAGAAGGAGAUGAAGAAGAGUACGGUGCGCUCCGUGUGGGAGGCUGAGGAGAAGGAUGAAAGCAAGAGCGCCGGCCGGAGGUGCAUGGGGCGGAAGAGCAGGAGGAGCAGCCAGUGA